This is a messenger RNA of Onychostoma macrolepis, 2465 nucleotides long. RefSeq names its product poly (ADP-ribose) polymerase 2 (gene parp2). The record is from RefSeq and is a predicted model, not a curated record. NCBI's taxonomy places the organism in Eukaryota, Metazoa, Chordata, Actinopteri, Cypriniformes, Cyprinidae. The transcript is spliced from 18 exons. Gene Ontology annotation, molecular function: NAD+ poly-ADP-ribosyltransferase activity; zinc ion binding. The coding region runs from base 216 to 2240 and encodes 674 amino acids.
AUUGAAAUCGUAGCGGCAGGAAGCUUACUGUAGAGGUCACCAACGGAGUGCUAAUCACUCGACCAAUCACCUCGGGGAAGGUCUGAGACAAGAGCCAAUCGCUGUCCUCGCAGGACAUCAUCUGAACAGAUGAGCGAGCGCACAGGAAACAUGGGUCCGCGCGCGGUGUUCUCGCACAAGACGUUGAUUCCUGCGCGGUUUCAGCAGAUCAACUGAUGCGAUCCCCGCCGACUUGGAAACGCUCGCGGCUGGCGAAUGAGUUCAAUGUCUGUUCUAUGGAAAGCAUGCGACGAACAAGGAGUUGCCGGGGCAAGUCUGUGGCAGAUUCAGGGAGUGGAGCUUCAGAGGCGAAGACAAUUUGGCAGUGGAAGGAGGACGAUGGUGAGUGGGAACCGUAUCCUCCAGAGGUCUGUGUCCAGCUGGAUACAGCAAAGCAGGCCGGUGAAAAGUCAGUGUCACUGGCGAUCGGACCUGGUUAUGUAGUGGAUCUUGCGAAAAUGACUCAGACUAAUACUGUCACCAAGCAUAAACGAAAAAUACGCCUUCAGAAAGUGAAAUCGGAAGAUGCGAAUGAAGGGAAUGCUUUGAAUGACAAAAAUGGAGCUGCAGAUGUUGUUCAGGUUAAAGAAGAGAAAGAGGAGGAAGAGGAGCAACCGGUUUCCAAGAAGAGACGCAAUGAAGGGAGGAGUCAGAGAGGGAACAAAGCCAAGCCCGUUGUAAAAGAGGAGAGUGAAGAAGAGGUUGUGAAGACGGUCAUUAUGAAAGGAAAAGCCCCGGUUGAUCCGGAAUGCAAGGCUAAAAUUGGAAAGGCCCACAUCUACAGCGAGGGGGCUGAUGUAUAUGAUAUAAUGCUGAAUCAGACUAAUCUUCAGUUCAACAAUAAUAAAUAUUACCUGAUUCAGCUUCUUCAGGAUGACAAUGGAAAAGCCUACAGCGUUUGGAUGAGGUGGGGACGAGUGGGUAAAGUAGGACAGAACAGCUUGGUUAACUGUGGGGGGAAUCUUGCUCAGGCCAAAGACACUUUCAAAAAGAAAUUCUUUGACAAGACCAAGAAUGAUUGGGAGCAUCGAGCUAAUUUUGAGAAAGUUGCAGGAAAAUAUGACAUGGUAUUUGUAGACUACAGCACUGAAGACAAGGAGAAGGACAAGGCUGUAGUAUCCUCUCCUCCUGAAAUGAAGCCCUGCCAACUGAACAGCAAGGUCCAGUCUCUCCUAGAGCUUAUAUGUGACCUGAAAGCCAUGGAAGAGUGUGUGCUAGAAAUGAAGUUUGACAUCAAAAAAGCCCCACUCGGAAAACUAACAACAGAGCAAAUUCGAGCAGGCUAUGCCUCUUUGAAGAGGAUUGAGGAGUGUUUAAAGAAAAAGAAGAGUAAUAAGGAACUCUUGGAUGCAUGUAACCAGUUUUACACUCGUAUCCCCCAUGACUUUGGGUUGCGGACACCCCCCAUAAUACGCACAGAGGAUGAGCUAAAGGAGAAAAUUGCUUUGCUUGAGGCUUUAAGUGACAUCCAGAUAGCUGUGAAAAUGGUUCAGUCUAGUGUUCAGAACGAUGAGCAUCCUUUGGACGGACAGUAUCGUUCUCUACAAUGUCGACUGCAGCCACUGGAUUCUAACAGCAAUGAAUACAAGGUUAUAGAGAAAUAUCUUCAGUCCACUCAUGCACCCACCCAUUCUGACUACACAAUGACCAUUCUGGACAUCUUUGCUGUGGAGAAAGAAGGCGAGGACGACAACUUUUGCUCUGAGAUAGAAAACAAAAUGCUCCUGUGGCAUGGUUCCCGUCUGUCGAACUGGGUGGGGAUCCUGAGUCAGGGGCUGCGAGUGGCCCCUCCAGAGGCUCCAGUGACCGGAUACAUGUUUGGUAAGGGGAUCUACUUUGCAGACAUGUCAUCUAAAAGUGCCAAUUACUGCUUUGCCAAUCAGAAGAACGACCAAGGACUCUUGUUGCUGAGCGAGGUUGCCCUUGGGAAUAGUAAUGAAAUUUUGGAUGCAGAUUACAAUGCUGACCAACUGCCUUCUGGGAAACAUAGCACAAAAGGCCUGGGGCAAACUGGGCCUGACCCAAACAACUAUGUUGCAUUGGAUGGUGUGACUGUACCCAUGGGGCCCUCUGUGAAGACCGGGGUGGGGCAGAAGGGAGGUUACUCCCUCCUUUAUAAUGAGUACAUUGUUUAUAACCCUGCUCAGAUACAGAUGAAGUAUCUCCUUCGAGUUAAGUUCAACUUUUCUUCGCUGUGGUGAGGCAGUCGGGAUUCUUUACAUUUAGAACAGUUUUUACAGAUGAAGGACCUACACUAUAGUUAUACAGUAUGUAGCUCAUGUGUUCAUGAAUUGAAAUAGAUUUAAACAUUUUUCUGUAAAUAUCUGUUGUAACUUCAAUAGCUAUCUGAAGUUGAGUCAUUUCCGUUGACAUAAAUGGAAUAUUGCUAUUAUUAAUCAAAAUAAAAUAUUACAUUUUCUACUGUU